This is a messenger RNA of Lobosporangium transversale, 1459 nucleotides long. Its product is annotated as delta6 fatty acid desaturase. The transcript has 3 exons. NCBI's taxonomy places the organism in Eukaryota, Fungi, Mortierellomycota, Mortierellomycetes, Mortierellales, Mortierellaceae. Gene Ontology annotation, molecular function: oxidoreductase activity, acting on paired donors, with oxidation of a pair of donors resulting in the reduction of molecular oxygen to two molecules of water; heme binding. Gene Ontology annotation, cellular component: membrane. The record is from RefSeq and is a predicted model, not a curated record. Bases 83 to 1453 code for a protein of 456 amino acids. Gene Ontology annotation, biological process: lipid metabolic process.
UUUUUUUUUUUUACUUCUUCUCUUCUUCAACAUCCAUCUCCCCUUAUUCCUCCCUCCUCUCCGUCUUCUUUCCUUCUCUCAAAUGGCCUCUCCAAACGUCAAAACUUUUACUCGGGCCGAGAUUCUCAAUGCUGAUGCAUUAGCUGAGGGCAAGAAUGAUGCUGAUGCUCCAUUCCUCAUGAUCAUCGACAACAAGGUCUAUGAUGUUCGUGAAUUCGUUCCUGAUCAUCCUGGUGGAAGUGUCAUCCUCACUCACGUCGGAAAGGACGGCACUGAUGUCUUCGAGACUUUCCAUCCCGAAUCAGCCUGGGAAACACUCGCCAACUUCUAUGUCGGAGACAUUGAUGAAUCAGACCGUGCGAUCAAGAACGAUGACUUUGCGGCUGAGGUUCGCAAGCUUCGUGCUCUGUUCCAAUCCCUGGGUUACUACGAUUCUUCCAAAGCCUACUAUGCCUUCAAGGUCUCGUUCAAUCUCUCACUCUGGGCUCUUUCGACAUUUAUUGUUGCCAAAUGGGGCCAAACUUCGAUCCUUGCCAUCAUAGCCUCGGCUGCUAUUCUCGGUGUGUUCUGGCAGCAGUGCGGCUGGCUUGCUCAUGACUUUUUGCACCACCAGGUAUUCCAGGACCGUUUCUGGGGAGAUAUGUUUGGAGCCUUCUUGGGCGGUGUCUGCCAAGGUUUUUCGUCCUCAUGGUGGAAGGACAAGCACAACACUCACCAUGCAGCACCCAAUGUUCACGGCGAAGAUCCCGAUAUUGACACUCACCCUCUGUUGACUUGGAGUGAGCACGCUCUCGAAAUGUUCUCAGACGUUCCGGAUGAAGAAUUGACUCGUAUGUGGAGUCGCUUCAUGGUUUUGAACCAGACCUGGUUCUAUUUCCCUAUCCUCUCCUUUGCUCGUCUCUCUUGGUGCCUCCAGUCGAUCCUGUUUGUGUUGCCUAAUGGUCAGGCCCACAAGCCUUCUGGUGCGCGUGUUCCUAUUUCGUUGCUCGAGCAGCUCUCCUUGGCUAUGCACUGGACCUGGUACUUGGCCACCAUGUUCUUGUUCAUUAAGGAUCCCGUUGGCAUGAUCACCUAUUUCUUGGUGUCCCAGGCAGUGUGUGGUAAUCUCCUGGCAUUGGUCUUCUCGCUUAACCACAACGGCAUGCCCGUCAUCUCGAAGGAGGAGGCUGUUGACAUGGACUUUUUCACCAAGCAGAUCAUCACCGGACGCGAUGUUCGCCCUAAUCUCUUCUCGAACUGGUUCACUGGAGGAUUGAACUACCAAAUCGAGCAUCAUUUGUUCCCCUCAAUGCCUCGCCAUAGCUUCUCCAAGAUCCAGCCCGCAGUUGAAGCACUCUGCAAAAAGUAUGGCGUCAGGUACCAUAUCACUGGUAUGAUCGAUGGUACUGCCGAGGUCUUUGCUCGUCUGAACGAGGUCUCCAAGGCUGCCUCCAAGCUGGGCAAGUCCGCUUAAAAAAAA